This is a messenger RNA of Limulus polyphemus (Atlantic horseshoe crab), 3354 nucleotides long. RefSeq names its product ubiquitin-conjugating enzyme E2Q-like protein 1. The record is from RefSeq and is a predicted model, not a curated record. Bases 223 to 1032 code for a protein of 269 amino acids. Lineage: Eukaryota; Metazoa; Arthropoda; Merostomata; Xiphosura; Limulidae. The transcript is spliced from 3 exons.
UCUGACCUAUCUUUAUUCCAGCUAUCGCUUCGAAGGUUUCGCAAUUACGAUGGUUCUCCGAAACCAAUUACUGCUAUUAUAAGAAAGUAAUCUGAUUUCCUGAGGAUAUUUCGAACGAAGAAGCUAUCCUAUUAGCGAGACGUCUUCAAACUUCUUGUCAAUACUACAACUGCGUCAAGUCUACUUCAUGAACAUGUGCUGACCUAUGCUGUAGAAUACGAUAUGGCCACGGCUUUGAAAAAACUUUUUCGAUCGUCAGACAGGGGUGGAGACGACCGAGAAAGAAGCCAGCACGAUGGUGGCUCCCCGAGUCGUCCAUCUUCUGCAAGACGGUUCCUGAGUCAUUGUGCAAGUCCAAGAAGUUCCCGCCGUGACUCUAAAGUUAGUCCAGCAGAGGGCGCAUCUGCUGCAAGAAAAGGACAUCGCAGCCAUUCGUCUAGCGGUUUCUUCAAGUCCAAGUCGUCCACCAGCAAAGACAACAGCGCCCUCACUGAAAACGUAACGAAACAUAAUCAUGCCAUUAGAACGAGGAGGCUUAUGAAGGAAUUCCACGAGAUCUGUAAAGCUUCUCAAAAUGUAGAAGACCCCCCGUUUUUAGCAGAGUUAGUUGAAGACAACCUUUACGAGUGGAAUAUUAAGCUUUUCCAGAUUGAUCCUGAAUCCGCGUUUUAUAAAGACAUGCAAGAGUCAGGGAUAGAGUAUGUUCUUCUCAAUGUCACGUUUCCGGAUACUUUCCCCUUUGCUCCGCCCUUCAUGCGUGUCAUUUCCCCGCUUAUAGAGAAGGGGUUCGUUAUGGAUGGUGGGGCAAUAUGCAUGGAACUCCUCACUCCACGUGGAUGGGCUAGUGCCUACACUGUGGAGGCUAUAAUUAUGCAGUUCGCUGCCAGUUUAGUGAAAGGACAAGGGAGGAUCCCUCGGAAGUGUAAAGGCGGAAAAGAGUUUAGUCGAAAACAAGCGGAAGCAUCAUUUCGUAGUCUUGUGAAAACACACGAAAAAUACGGUUGGGUCACACCUCCUAUGUCCGAUGGUUAGACAGAAAGUUCGUCCUAGGGGCAGGAAGAAGAUGGAUUCACUGUCGUGGCUGGCGUCCAACAUUCCUUGUCGUGUUGUAUUAGUGUAUCCUUCCACGUGAUAGUAGUGAAAGUUUUCUUCACUAGCUGACAUAUUUAAUUUCAUGGGCAGAAAUUUUCCGUAUCGUAGAAUUACAAAUUUGCAGGCUGUACUUGGUAUACAAUUCGAGAAAGUCGAAAAUCAGAGAGAAAACUUCUUAUCAAUCUGAGUCUUCCCAUUUCCUCAGCAUAUUCAUUUUUUCAAGUCUUUAAGAGAACUUCAGCUUUAACACUAUGUUCGAUACUCGAAAGCUACGAUAUUCAUCCAGUACAAAAACGAACGGAAAUGAUAUCUGGAAAAAUAAGAUAAAAGUCCAGUCAUAAUUGGAAGAUACCCAAAGAAAGCUGAAACAUAUGAAAACGGUGGGUAGCGCUUUCUUAUCUGUGGAUAUUCUGAACAGUCAUUAACUUUCCUUUGAGUAUCACUAAGCCUUUUCUUUCAACAAAUGAAUAGGUGGUUGAAGAGCGGACUGAACUCGUAAGAACUGAAGUUUUCCUAAAGCAUCAUCAGAAGUAUUGAUAAACAGAUAUAAUGUGUAUAUAGUUGGAAAUGUAAUAACGGGAUAAUUAUUCAGGUUACUUAAAACUAAUGACAGGAAUACACUCCCCCUCCCCUACUCCACCCCGGUUAAGUUUACAGAACAACGACUUAUUUUUGGAUUCAUACCAAUUAUCGUAAUAACCUGAGGAUCCUUUCAAAUGACUUGUUUUGUCAAAGCCAUGUGGUGUGUAUUAUAAUAUGUUUCAAAUUAUUUUUUAAUCAAAUCAUGGACUAAAAAUAGAUCAAUAGCUGCCCAACCCACGAGGUCUUUCAAAGGAUUACUUUAUACUCAAAUUCACAAUAAGUUAUGUGUGUAUUUAGUAUUUGGUAUGGCUUUUACUAGAUGAUGAAGAUAGGUCAAAGGCUCCCCCUCACAAAACAAAAAAGGAGAGGAAAAACGUUACUUAAUGUAUUUGGUGUAUUGGUACAAAUAUUUGUACAAUAUAUUGCUGCACCAUUCCAGUGUGUCAGUACAAGUAUUUGUACAAUAUAUUGAUGCACCAAUCCAAUGUGUCAGUACAAGAAUUUUUACAAUAUAUUGAUGCAUCAAUCCAAUGCGUCAGUACAAGUAUUUAUACAAUAUAUUGAUGCUCCAAUCCAAUGUGUCAGUACAAGUAUUUGUACAGUAUGUUGCUGCUCCAAUCCAAUGUGUCAGUACAAGUAUUUAUACGUUUACUAGGAAACAUGUAAAAUGUAAGAAUAUUUGUAACUUCAAAAUCUUUAGUUAAACGAAGUCAUACUGUUUUUAGGGUUGUUUUGAGGAUUGGUGAGCAUUACGUCCGUAACUAUCUUUAAUUCUUGAACCUGGGAUCAAAAUGGAAUAGGAAUGUUCCUAUCUUUUCCCACAAGGAGUCUCAUUUUGAUUGUUUGAAAAUACGUAAAUUUAACUCUUAAGUAUUUUACCCUGAUGCUCGUUUGAACUUUAGUGACUUUCAAUGUUAAGACUGCAUCUAGUGCUAAAUUUGAGUAAAAGCCUGACCAAUGAUCCUUCUUUAAAAGGUAUUUUCCCACCGUUAAAAAAAAACAAAUACUAGCAUUAAUCCUCAAAUUAUCGACUUGUUUUAUAUCACUCACUUCUGCUGGGGACGACAUAUCGCUUUAUGUUUUUGUCUGUUGAAACACUCAGUACAAAAGAACUGAUCAAAGAAAUUGGGUGAAAUAACAACUCAUUUUCUAUGUAAAAUAUAAAGGAAAACCUAAUAGUAAUUAGUAGGAUUAAUAACAAUAUUGAUGGUAUUUACGUUUAGAAUUUUUUUGUGUGUGAACUACAUGUUAUUAGGGAUUCUGUAACUAACAAGGUCACGGAUCCAGACACAAUUAAGUAUACUAAUAGUUUAGAAAAAUGUUUAAAAAGCAGAUGGGGACCAUAUGGUGAUUUUAGGGUUAUAUAAUGAUUAUUUUCCUCUAGAACAAAUUCGUAUGUAGCUGGAAAGUCCAGUCCUUUGUGUAAAUGACAAUAUCGUCACAUCUUUGUACUGAAUAAUUACAAUAGUCAUCUGUUCAGAAAUUUUAAUGAUAUGAGGUGAAAUAAAAAAAUGCAAGAAAGUGUGACUGAAGGUUUUAAAUUUUUGUGUGUUUUGUGGAACAUUUAGAGAACUAUUAAACAAUUACUACUUGAAAUUUUGUCUACUUGAAGUAAAUUCGAAUCGUUAAAGUGUAAUUAAAAUAAAGUCUUACAUUAUUUAAUAAAGGAUUAUAACUAUA